CAGUGUAAAAUUAUUAUUCUUAGAAACGUUUCCUAUUUUUGACAUUGUGUGGCGCUACUAUACCGUAAAACACAAAUGUAUAUAUCUCGGCCAUGUUGAUCAGACUUCAGCAGGCAUUGCUGCUUGCAUCGCGACAUUAUUCUGAGCGUGUUAUGAAAUAUGCAAUGUAGUGAAAGGUAUUUGGAUAUAUUUUCUCUAAACAGAUCAGUAUAGAUGAAGCUUAGAGUGACAUGCAUCGCUAAAGAAUAGAACAAUGAAUACAAUCAUCUCUUCAUGUGUAUUCUUUGGUUUGGUCAUAUCAAGUUUAUGUGAAGUAAAGAUAGAACCUUUCAACUUUCUCAGAAGAUUCAAAGUAGGUGAAAGAGCGCAAGUUACUUGUUUCGCUACUGUACGCACAGACGAUAUAAAAUUUCAAUGGUUUAAAGAUGGACAGCUUGUUACGGAAUCCGGCAACAUUCGUUUAAAAAGUAGCAACGAAUUUUCCAUAAUCAUUAUAGACCCGGUUGAAAUAAACAGUGAAGGAAAUUACACAUGUAAGGCUGCAGACAGCAAAAAUGCAGCUUCACAUUCGACCCAACUGCAAGUUGAUGCUCCUCCCUCUUGGAUGGAAGAAACAAAAGAUAUUACUGUGCCUCUUGGAUCGACAAUAACUGUUCAUUGUCGAGCUCAUGGUUCCCCUAAACCCGAAAUUCACUUAAGAAAAGUGACUGGACAUUCUUCAACUUCAAAUCAAGAUCCGAAAUUUUCGUCCAGUAAUGGUACAUUUGUCUUUUUGCAAAUAUCAUCAGAUGAUGCCGGAAUGUAUGUUUGUGAAGCUAAAAAUGGCGUUGGUAGUCCACUGAGCAAGAAUUUUUCAAUUUUCGUCGAAGUUCCCGCAAGAUUCGAAGAAAAAUUUGCUGUAGUAAAUGCUAAAAAAGGCGAUAGUGCCAGACUAAAAUGUGAAGCACUGGGUGAUCAGCCGCUUGCUGUGACUUGGCAAAGAGAUGAAACCACCAUAAGCAAAAAUGGAGAUGAAAGGUACGAGAUUUUCGAGACAUUGGCUCCAAAAGGUGUCGUAUCCGAAUUGAUCAUUCGGACUACGGAUCGCGACGAUGGCGCCCUAUACUCAUGCGUCGCCGAGAACGAGUUCGGCAACGACCAGAGGAAGAUUCGACUGCUCGUCAUGGAGGUGCCAGCACCUCCUCUUGAUGUGAAGAUCAGGGAAAUCUGGAGUCGAAGUGCCAGUGUGUCUUGGGCACCGCCAUACAGUGGCAAUUCCCCUAUUACCAAAUAUAUUGUACAGUAUUGGAGAGACAUUGGCGGUGCUUCUCACCGUCUCCUGGAGAUAUCCGCACCCAGUUCUCAAUCCUCGGCGCUUCUGAAGGACCUACAACCAGGUACCUCGUACGUGCUCAAGGUGGUUGCCGAGAAUGCUGUGGGGAGAGGGGAGCCGUCCGAUGGUGUGUUCUUUAGAACUGGCGAAGAAGAGCCAAGUGAACCUCCUACUGAUAUCAAUGCAGAGCCAAGGGGAUCCUCUACAAUCCGAGUGUCAUGGAAGCCUCCGUCAAAGGAUAGUUGGAAUGGUGAGCUAAAAGGUUACUAUAUUGGGUACAAAGCACGGGAUUCCAACCAGCCUUAUUCCUACAAAUCCAUGGAAUAUCUUCCUGAGGUGCAGCAGGAAUUUUUCCUUACCAAUUUGCUCAAAGCUUCCGAUUACAGCGUCGUCGUGAAAGCCUAUAAUUCGGCUGGAAGUGGACCCCCUUCCCAUGAACUCUAUGUCAGAACUCUUGAUGGAGAUCUGCCUCCAGCUCCCUCACUGUACGUCCUGGCCACAUCGCCCACGUCCGUCAGUUUGAGAUGGAACACUAGGAAGAUUGAUAACCCUUUGUCAGGUUAUACAGUGCAUUACCGAGAAGACAAUGGUCAGUGGCAAGAAGUGGCCGUCGUAGCCCCCGAAGACAACACAUACACCCUCACCAAUCUGCAACCUCAGAAACUCUACCAGAUAUAUGUGAGUGCCACUAAUCAAUAUGGAAAGGGAGAUCCCAGCGAAGUAGUAGCAGUCAAGACCGAUGAAGGAGAUGGUCACUCCAUGCUAUCUGUUGCUGGUAUGGGUCAAAACACAAGUUAUUUGGAUAUGGCUAUAAUAAUUCCGGUGACUGCCUCCCUCCUAACCAUCGGAAUUGUUAUAAUUGUGGCUUGUGUAUGCGUGAAGAAGAUAAGAAGUCGGCACAAUUUAGAACGAGCUUUGGCGGCCGAGAAGCAUUUGGCGAUGGUUGGCACACUUCAAAGAUACGUGGACAUUGAUAAAACACGAUCUUUGAUGGACGCCAGUAGAAUGGGUCAUUACCCGCUGCCUUAUGAGACUAUACAGAUGCUGGCGGACGACCAGGAUGGAAAUUAUCCCAAAGGCGGCCCCAACCAAGAAUUGAGGGCAUUUGCAGCAGCAAAAGACGGACAGCAAGCUCAAUACAAUAAGACUUUAACAUUGAGGAAAGGAAAGGACGAAAACAUAUAUGAUAUGCCUCAAUAAUUCCUAUAGGAUUUAAUCAGAAACUUCUAAAACUAUGCAAUUUACAAAGCAGUGUUUUUAAAUUUAAGGCAGGAAUUGUAUGCAGCAGUUGAAUCUUCUGAUACUUGAUCUGUACCUCGCAUCAAGAAGUGUCGCAGCCUUCCAGAAAAAUUCUUCAACUGAUUUAACAAAUCAAACAGCUGCUGAUGAUUCAUAAUACUAAGCCGUUCCUUCUGAAAGUGUGAUAAAGUUUCUUUUGGAUUUAUUUCAUCCUUUCGUAUCUAAUGAGUGGUGUGUUCUAGCUCAUUUAGCAUCACAUAAUUUGAUGAUUUUUUUAGAUUUAAUUCAAAUAUUGUUGAACUGAGUCAUUCACCGAAAAUGGACUUAUUCAAAUUUACUCUAUUAUCUACAUUCAGUUCAUGCCAUUGUUUGAGUUUGGCAACUAAAAUGAAGGGUUAGACACAUUUACAUUAUGAUGGUGCCAUAUGUUAUCUGAAAGAAACAUGUUGACAGAAGAACUACUUCGUAUUAACUUCUUGUGCCAGUUAUCAGAGACAAUUUGUUGGCAAUACGCGUACCUUCCGAAAUGGGAGACGCACGGCUUUUUUCACAAAACAGUGACUUUCUUGCGGUUUUUUCUAAGAAUACGUUUUUAUACUCGAUUUGUGCGAAUGUUCUACGCUUGAUGUGCAUGUGGAAAGAUUACGCUCACUGUUAGAAGCUUUUCUUGUGUGUAUAAAUAAUCGCGUUUCUAUUGCAGCUAUUGAUGUGAGAUAGAAGAUUAUUUCCAGAAAUUUUAAGCUGUUGUUUUCACUAAGCGAAACGAAGGAAACGGAACAAUAUGUUUUGAAGUGUGAUAUCGUUCCAUGAAAAUAAAAUAAAAUGGAAAUUAAUUAUUCUUAGUUAAAAUUUGAUUUAUGUUAUGAGGUAAAAAAAUGAAAUAUUUUAUUGCUUUUUUAUAAAGAAAAUGUUUAAGAAUUUGUUGGUAUGAAGCAGUUAAAUUUUUUUUUAAAUUCAUACAUAAAGUUGAAGAUUUUAGUUGAUACUUGGCUAUAUCAUGUACUAACUGCUGCCAUUUUCUACUCAAAAUAGUCUUUCUAGUGUAAAUAAAAUUUGCCUAAAAAAUGUGUGCGUGAAAAAUACAAUCAUUCUAUUUCGAUGACUACAUUAGAAUAUUCAAAACUAUAUAUCGUAUAUGUACAUAUAUAAAAACAUACUAAAAAUAACGAAGAAAAAAUGUUUAAUUUUAUGAUUUAUCAUUAUUUUUUUUUCUUUUGCUGUCAAAGAAACUUGCUGUUUAUUUAGAAAGAAACUUGCUGUUUAUUUAUGAUCAUAAAGUGAUCAUACCAGUGAUAUAAAACUGGAAGUACUUACUUCGCAUUUUAUACGAUCUCCUAACGCAAAAUUUUUAGUAAUAUUUCCAAAUGUUUUGGUUGUAAUUCUUUUUUUACGUGGAUCUUUUUUGUAACCCUAUAUACUUAUCUCAUAUUGAAAAACUAUGAAAAAAAUUUCACAAAUUCAUUAUUUCUUGUUCAUUUUUGGUCCCAAUAACAUAAAAAUACAAAAGCUUAGUAAUGGAGCCGCUCUGUUCUAUAGAAGCUUUUAUAAAAUUUUAGUUACUAAUCACUUUAUCUCAGACUGAGAAAAUAUUGGUAAUUCUGGUACUUUCUGGAUUGUGGAAAUAUAUAAGUUUUUAGUAUUUAGAAACAUAUAGUUUAUAUUAAAAUAUUAAAUAUUAAUAAGAUUUAAUUUUUUUGCAAUUUAGCUUAAAAGAUACUCCAUCUCAAUUUCUACUUUACACUUACUGUGUGACCAGAUUAAUUUCGCAGAAGAAAGCAUUUCUCCUUCGUCUGAUCAUAUUUUUAAAAUUUAUUUGUUCUUUUAUUUUGAGUUUGAAAGAAUAAUCAUUAAUCAAUACGUACAAUGAUUAAAGAGGCAUGGAAUAAAUAAUAAAAUUAAUCAAGUCUUAGUUCUUUUAUUUUCAUAGGAUAAAUCAACCCGAAAUUUCAGUUAGUGAUGCUUUGCUCGAACUUUCACAGUAUCUGUGUUGAAAUUUAGAAUAUCUGGUCAUUUUUGUUUACCUCAUUUCUCUUUUACAAUUCGAUUAACUUGAUUUAAGAAGUAGGUUAAAUGUACUCCCACAAAAUUCAAGAAUUAUUAACUAAUUCCAAAAAAGUUAAUUAGAAGAAAAGAAGCAAGAAGCAUUUAAAUUGAAUUAAAAAUAAGAAUUAUCCGAUACAAUGAAUAAAAAUAGAUGGUAUCCAAUAAAUGAGAGAAGUGAAAUGUAAUAAAUAAUUGCGUUUCCAAAUUUUAUUGGUCGGAAUUUUUAAAUAUUCUGUUAAUAAUUUUACUGACCAAAUUUGGAAAUAAUUGAUAAAUUUAACCUUCUAUUCAUUAAACAUGCGGGGAAGGGGUUGUAUAUAAAUUGAAUUAGUAUAAUAGAAAAUACAGUAAAUUUUUUCUAUUCCUAAAAUUUGAAUAUUUUUUCCUUUAAAUUAAUGGUUUAGCUUUAUACAUUCUUUAUUUUAUUUAUCUGUUUAGUUAUUAAUGUGGCAUACUCAUAUUAAUUUACUAAAAUAAGAUCUUUAUAAUGAGAUAAUAAUUUUUCAUGUAAUAUUAAAUAUGCACGAUUUUCAUGUAAAAAUUUUUAAAGAAGGUGAAAUUGAAUACUAUUCAGUGUUUAAAUGCUGUAUCAUAAAAAAAUUAUGUAAAAUAUUUUUCCGAAUCAAAGUAUAUCUAAAAUUUUAUUCAUGCUUGUAUUCAUUAAUUGUAAAGAGAUUAUUUCACCGUUUAAAAAAAAUGAGCACCUUUUUUAGGAUCUCAAAGAUUAACAAAAAAAAUUGAUACUUCAAUUCGAGAUAUUUAAUAAAAAUGUGAUUUUUAAGAUAAUUUUAAAAAAAUAAAUAACUAUCUCUGCAUCUGAUGUAAGCAUUUUAUUUUGAAAUUAACUAGUAGUACUUUAUUAUUUUUUAUCAUUAAAAAAACGUUAAUUUUUUUAACAUUUUAAAAACUUAUUCUACAGAAUGUCGUCUAUUGCUAUACGCUAAAUAUGUGAUUUUUAGAUUAAUAUGAAACAGUAUGUUAAUGAAAAUAAUGGUAUUACUUUUCAACUAUUUUUCUGUACUUUUAUGGAUUUUAAACUCAUUUCAUUCUUGCUCCUUUAAAUUGUAUCUGUCUAAUGAUGAACAAUACUACUAAGCAGAGAUUUGGCUACAAUUUAUUGCGAAGAAAUUUAACAGGAAUUAUUUUAAGUACAUUUAAUUUCCGGCGAAGAAAAUAUUGAUUAUAUAUCUUGAUUUCAAUAUGAUGUCAUGCAUUCAAUUAAUAUUAACUUAUAAAUAAAUUAUUUGGAGCGCUUUAAGAAUGAUUUUCUAAAUAAUUAUUUUUAGUUUUUGAAAAUUUUAUUUACCUUUCAUAUAAGUAACGAAACGUUUUACAAAUUUUAAUUUUAAAUGUUGGUAAAUUUGUUUGAAAAUCAAUUUUGUACAGUGUGAUCAUAUGAAGUCUGCUAUACAUAUUUAUCUGAAUUAAAUCCUUUAACUAUAUUUGAAAAAAAAAUUGUGAGCAAAAUGUUUAUCAUCGGGAAUGUGACAGGUAUGCUUGAAGAAUUUCUGGUUCUUACCUUAACUAUUGUGACCACAGCUGCUCAAUUCUUGCGUAGCGUGGCUGUAUGAAAAGGUUACUUUUAUCUAUGCAAUUAUGUAACGUUUGAAGUUUUAUAGAUAUUGCUCGUUUAUACAUUAGUACUGUACGAUUGUUUACAUAACGCACUGUUUAAAAAUAUUGUAACCAAGUAUAUAAUAAAUUUUGCAUUCGAUUUUUCAGAUGUAUUUAACUGUAAAUAAAACUUGACUGUGAAAAGAAA
Molecule: messenger RNA, 6356 nt
Organism: Argiope bruennichi
Lineage: Eukaryota; Metazoa; Arthropoda; Arachnida; Araneae; Araneidae
Product: cell adhesion molecule Dscam2-like
Exons: 15
Coding region: 254-2512 (752 amino acids)
Biological process (GO): axon guidance; cell-cell adhesion
Cellular component (GO): plasma membrane; axon
Molecular function (GO): protein binding
Source: RefSeq, a predicted model, not a curated record